Molecule: messenger RNA, 1236 nt
Organism: Pogona vitticeps (central bearded dragon)
Lineage: Eukaryota; Metazoa; Chordata; Lepidosauria; Squamata; Agamidae
Source: RefSeq, a predicted model, not a curated record
AUGCAACAAAGAAGACUAAAGCUGGUGGAGUGGAGUUAUCAUCUUGAUUCUUCCUCACCUUCAGCUCUACGUGUGCUGGAACCUGAGAGUGAUGGAGUAAACUCUACUCUUUGCCUUGAACUGGAACAGCCUAGUCCUCCUCCACAUAAAACUUCGCGCCAGUAUUUGAAGCGGAUAAUUGCUGAAUAUGAAGCCCUGGACAUGGAAAUGCCGUGUAUUCGCAAGUUCCCUCGGCCACCAGCAGCGAGGCCCCUCUGUCUCUGUCUGGAGAGCCCGCCUGAAAAGGAGAUGAACCACGCUGAAGUCCUCGCUGCUGUUGAAGCAGUCAUUCCCAGUGCUUUUGAAACAGGCCGUCUGCACAGCAUCCAGUUUGAGAACAUCAAUGUCAUCUGUGGCACGGCUGGACGGAAGAACAGGUGGCUGCUCACAGUGUCUGAUUUCCGCACCCGGAACCAGCUCUUGUGUUCAGGAUUGACUUUGGGCCCAAACCAUAUUGUCUUGCGACGUUGGGAUGACCUGGUCAUGGAGGACUAUCGCAUACACCUCCGAAGGGCAUUGGCACGCCAGCGUCUACUGGAGACUCUCAAUAGUGACUCUUGGGGUGGCAAUCGCUUAGAUGGGAUAUAAAGUCCGAAGGAAGGGAAGAACCGCAAGCAAAUACUGUAGAAACGUGUUGUUUGUCUGCUUGUUAUCCAUUUUUCUUCCUCCUCCUCCUUUCUACUUUAGUAACUACUAAAGCUAUUAUAUCCUGGUUUUCGUUUCAAAAAUUCACAAUCCAGUCUUAUGCUCAGUACUAGCCUUUCAAGACUAAAUUUAGGAAGAGGGCGCCCCCUGAAGGCAGUUUGUGGCAUAUCCCAUCUUAUGCUGUGUUGGGCUGAAGAUGUUCAAAGAACUUGCACUUGCAAGGAGAGAAAUGUAUUCUGAAACUGGUUCCAUGCAGGCUGUGCCUUUUGAUCUGGGAGUUGUCCCUCCUCCUUGUAAAAGUGGGGCAAGCUGGUUGCGAUUCCUGAGGGAUGAGUAGAAAUGUAGCAGCCCUUUUGGGGUAUACUACAAAGGUAUUUUGGGGCUGAGUCAUGUAUGCCUGUUAAGCUGAUUGAUCUUUAAUUGGUGACUUGGGACCCACAAAUGGGUCAUAUGCAGGCCUAAACUGGGUCAUAGACUAAUGGUACUAUCACCACUGUUAUCAUCAUAUUUUUGCUGAGAAUGUUUUUUCAUGUUAACAGCAUAGUGUGCACA